This is a messenger RNA of Bombus pyrosoma, 5493 nucleotides long. It is a transcript of the gene pio, whose product is annotated as cuticlin-3. Lineage: Eukaryota; Metazoa; Arthropoda; Insecta; Hymenoptera; Apidae. The record is from RefSeq and is a predicted model, not a curated record. The transcript has 9 exons. The coding region runs from base 841 to 2079 and encodes 412 amino acids.
AAGAGCAGUGCAGUCUCGAGCCUCGCGUCGAUCGCAGAGGAUUUGUCUGUUGCUCGGCUCUCUUCAUGCUCGACUGCUUCCUUCCAAAGCAACGAACCGCCGGUAGGUGUGUGGUGCAGUGCCGAUAAUAAAACACAUGAAAAGAAUUUCUGCCAGAGUAUGGGAACAUUCUCGGGGGAGGUCGAUCUAUCGCGCGGAACAACAGCGUGGAAUCGAUGAUAAUAAAACGAGCAGAAACCCUAAGGAACUCAGUCAAUUUGAAUAUCCCAUUCGACGAAGAAUAUUCGCGAGGGCAUCUAACUCUGCUUUGGCAUAAAAGUUACGCGAAUCAGAGUAUCGUUCGCGAAGAUAGGGUUGAAAUUGACGAUACGGGAGCGCGAUAACGAUCGACUCUCCCCUGACUAGAUAGAACGAAUCGUCGAGACUCGGAGUCUCGUAAAUGAGCGAGAAGAAUCGUCAUCGAGGGAUCAGUCACGAUUUGGGGAUGUCGACGUGCGCGAGGUGGACUUUAUGGCCGGCGAGAACGCGUUUUCGACGCUCUCCGACGAGUCUCGUGUGCUACCGGAAGUGUUGAUGAUGAACGAGCCGGAUCCACGAGGCAGAUCGAACUGGUGAUUUCGACGAACUUCGGUGCUCAUUGAAAAGUGAUUUCCGCCAUCCUGCUCUUCAUGACAUUUCGUUCCUUUUAUUCCGUUUUCGUUUGCGUUCGAUUCGUUGUUUCGUACGAACAGUGAAAAAGAUUCGUCGUUCUCUUUUUUCCCAAGAAGACAGAAACGACUGGAUAUCGCGACAUCGCUGAUAAUUGGAUAUUUUGGGAGACAGACCGGUGAUCCGACAGCCAUGGACUGGCGGGGGAUCGCACUGGCAUUUUUAUUGAUCACAAUAGCGAGGCACAGCACCACACAAGCGGCCCAAAUACCCGAGCAGCUGCCUACAUCAACCGCUGCGAUAGCAAGCACCGUGCAGAUCGAGUGCGCGAGCGAGUCGAUAAUCGUCCACAUUUCGACGGAGGGUAACACGGAUUUCCAUGGUCUGGUGUAUCCGCGGGGGUUGUCGAAGAACAGCUCUUGUUUGCAAGAGUACAGAAGCCAACGCACCCCUAUAACCUACAAUCUGCCCCUCAGGUCUUGCAACACCAUGCCCACCGAGCUGGACGACGGUGGUAUCGAGUACUUCAACACUAUAGUGGUGCAGCCGCACCUGAAGUUGAUCACGAACCAGGGCAGAGGUUUUCACGUGAGAUGCCGAUACCAAACACGAGACAAAGUAGUAACGAACGAUCAAACCCACGUGGCCAUGCUGCAGUCUCUACCGCUUCAGGCAACAGCUCCUAUGCCAGGAUGCACGAUGAAGAUCUUCAACGGAGAUCCAACGAGGCAUCAAGUGGCGGAAAACGUGAAGAUCGGGGACCCUUUGACCUUGGUCAUUAGCAUCGACAAACAGGAAAUGUUCGGGCUGAAGAUCUCCGACUGCUUGGUGCGCGACGGCUUAGGAUGGGGAGAGCAGAGACUCAUAAACGACGAGGGUUGCCCAGUCGACGGUGAGAUCAUGGGACAAUUCACGUAUAACGAAGAUAAGACGGAGGCAAGGGUGAACUUCCAGGCGCAUAAAUUCCCCUACACAGCCAGUGUCUACUAUCAAUGCAACGUCAGACUAUGUGUAAAACACGGUGGAGGAUGCAGCAACACGCCACCGGCGUGUAAUUUGAUAUCCAGACGACGCAGGGACACUGCCGACGACAAUACAGUGAAAGGUGUCGAAGGCCUGGACGGAGGAACGCCAGCUACCAUCGAAGUUUAUAGCGGACUAUACGUGAACGAAGCCUCGGACGUUGGCUCCAAGUCAGACUUCACCGACGACGUCUUCAGAGAAAGGACUAUCGACGAUCCCGACAACAUCUGCAUAUCGCAGAGGAGCUUCGCCAUCGGCAUCGCGAUCGCGGGUCUGAUCCUCAUGCUGGUGGUAGUCGCGGCCAUUCUAGCACUGCUGGCCAAGAGACGACACAAGAGCAUCUCGACGACGGGUUCGUCCAUCUACAGCGGACCUUACACGAACACUGCAUAUAGUCACAGCAGCUAAGUUCAUCCUAACCUCGAUAUCUUCGAACAAACGAGGUGAUUCGAAUGAAAGAAUGAAAAACUUUAGCUAUAUGGUAGUGAAGCGAGCGGCCAAUCGAUACUAAUGUCGAGAUGGAAAUUUUUCCAAUUAUAUCGGUUCUACGUCAGCCUCGGUGCAUCGAGGUGUAGAGAAUUUAGAUGGAUUAAACGAGAUUUUGCUCAACUGCCGAUGCUAUUGUUGCUUCUUUGAAGAAAUAGCUCAGAACCCUAUAGGUCCGAACACGUGGUCGAAAGUGCUCGAUAAAGAGAGGAUGCACCACCUUAAAAAUGUCUAAAGAUAGGUUAACUCCAAGAAUCUUUUUUUGGAUAAUUACGAUACGAAAUGAAAACUGCAGAUUUUUUCCUGAUAAUUUCCAUUCUAACUUCGUUUGUGAAUUUCGGAAAGGAAUUUAGAAACUGCCUAAAACCUUCAAAAGAAGUACGAUAAGAUUCGAUUUGUUUAAACUGCUAAGGCGGUGUACCUCCUGAAUCAAGAAAUUCCUGUGUAUUUUAUUCAGAUACGUUUCUUGCCAUCCGUUUGAUAACUCGUCCCAAUAACUGCCCUUUCGAAAUUUCCCCAGUUGUAAAAUUGUUCAUAAGAUGCACGUGUUAGAACCUGAGCAGUUUUAGAGAAAUCCUAGCCUAGCCAGAGACAACUUGAGACGAAUCGACACGAAAUCCUUAGGAUUAACUUUAAUAUAUACGUUAUAUUAUUAUUAUUUUUAUUAUUAUAUUAUAUUAUAUUAUAUUAUAUUAUAUUAUAUUAUAUUAUAUACAUAUUGUAUACUAGUCCGGUAUACGCUGUCCUAGCUAACCUAGCAGCCGCACUAAAAACAGAAGGCGCACCAUAUGAAUAUUCUCUCUGUCUCCAUUAUCUUGGCAAUUUAACUUAAUCAUCAGCGCAGAACGACUCACUCUAGCGUUUAAGGUGAAGUCGCCAGAGAUACUUCUUAAGCGAAUCAAACGCCCCAGUGAUUUUUAACUACCGUCCUUCUUUUCCUCCCAUCCCGAUUUCCUAGCCAAGUAUUGCAUAUUUCUUAUCCGCAUCUAUGACAAUUCUUUCUCAAUAUUUAUAGUCACGGUCUUUUUAUUCCUUCUUCUUUUUUUCUAAAUUUUGUGGCAAAGGGAUAAUCCCUGGCUCCUGAAACUCGGUCACUUAAAUUUCCAAAUUCUAAGUUUGUUCUAUCAGUUACCAAUAGACUGUGGAUUUUUAUGCAAAUUUAUCUUUCGCUAAAGAAAUAAAAGCCAAGGAGGAAAUUUUUAUUUGCUAAAUAUUAUGGAUUAAGUGUUAUUACUUUCAUGUAAAACGUGUCAAAUCUAGGAGUAAUCCAUUUAUCUUGCUUCUUUAUAAAUACAAUUAGAACUUCGUUUAUAUGGUCUUAUCAAGUAUGGACAAAUAGUUCACCCAUUUUUGCACCUUCAAGCUCUUCAUAAAUGCAUAAAGAUCCACACUCUAGUUACCAGUUUGCUUCCCUUACAGAAUCUUCGACUAUGAUCUUAAUGAAUAUAAUUUGCUCGUGACAAGCAAUAAACAAAUCACGAGCACUUAACCAGCUGCUGGCUAAUCGAUUACAGACAAGUUUCUGUGCAUUCGAACGAAUCGAGGCUGCUUCGAACGGGCAACUCGGUAAACUUGUAUGGGAUGCAUCGGUUAUUACGUGCUUCCGACUAUGCGCUACGGUGUUUCGUGAGAUUAAGUCCCGUUGCCGCGAGAACGAGGAGAAAAGAAUCACGCUACAUCGUCCUGUACACACCAAAGAUUAAAAAGGUGUUAGAAGAAGGAGAUACGCUAUCGUUCAUAAGUAUCCGGAUACUUUUGUCGAUUCGUAGUAACAAUAUAAGAAUUGCAACAAAUUGCACAAAUUGGCUAAUAGCAAAGCAAUAAUUAGAGACGGCACUAGGAAUUAUUACAAUAUUUUUUAAUUUUCAUUUGCGAUAUUUAAGAUUAUUUGUAUACUAUCGAUAUUGGAGUAUUAAUUGUUCCAAUAUUUGGUAAACUUCUUUCACAGGUAUCGAAUCGUACGUGAAUUACUCUGAUUAAAUAAUAUGAUGUUUAUUAAUUAUGCAAAGAAAAUAUGCAGAGCUAAGGCUAUUUGGAAAAACAUUUCAUGCGUAUCACUGCCUAAUAUAAAAUUUAUUUAUCGUAAUUUUAUAAUGAAUCUUGUCGAAUACAGGUAAAUGUCCAGAUACUUUUGAAUAGUAGCGUAUAAACCAGUGGAACGUCUCCUCGUGUCCAUGGCCACGGGACAUUCGCAUGAGUGUGGCAAUAAACGAGUGCAUAAUCCAUUAUAACGCUUAAACGUAAACUAGUUUCCAUUGAAUCGAGGUGCUGCUCCGAUAACGAUACCCUCUUUUACGGGAUACUUCCGACUGUUACCUAGACGAUAAAUAAGGAUAAAAUAUCUGUUAACGAAUGACGUAAUUUACGUUCAAAUCGGAAGUACCCUGUAUAAUUGCUUCGUCGUUUCUUCGAUUCUUUUACGACCAAAAGCUAAUUGAUGGACAAGCGUAUCUCGUAGUAGAGAAUCUAGUGACUUUUUGUGGAAGAAAAAGAAUCGAAAAAGAAGUGAGGGUAUCGCCGUUUUAUUAGUCGCGUGGAGCGUUCUUUUCUUCUUAGUUUUUAAUUUGUGAGGAAAAAAAAGAGUUACGCGGUCGCGUAAAUGGGUCCAGCGUGGUGGUGGGUACAGAUCGUAAAAUUUACAUUUAAAGAGAACAGAGGGAAAGAAAAGAAAGAAUGGACACGCAAACGUAACACUCGUAACCUAUAAGCUAUACGCAAGAAAUUAAGAAAACGAAAAAAAGUAUAAAAAUGUUGAUUCGGUUUACAUGGAACCGCUUGUUCCGACGAUUGUCUCUGUACACCUACGAUCGCUCAUAAACUUCAGUUUGGUCAGGAACAUCGUACAGUAAGAAUUUUUAUCGUAAAAUUAUGUUAAACGAUGGAAAGUGAAAAUUUACGAUGAAAUAUCGAUGAAAUAUCCAACAAAAAUUCGUCCAAAAAUACUGUGAGCUAUCUAAGCUGUAUAAAAUCUAGGAGAUACGACGUUCUUACUCGUAAGAUAUUUAACUUUUAUAAAAAAAAUAAUUAAAAGUUCUUUGUCGCGAUGUUUUACAAAUGUGUAACAAAGUGCAAUAAUUUCGAGCGAUCGGUAGUGUUAAAGAACGUCGUGGAUCGAAAGCACUCGACGAAUGGUAUAACAAACGAGCGUUAUUGUUUCGUCGUAUUCGUGGCAUUGGUUCAUAGCGACAUUGGGGAUAAAAACUGCCUGUAUAGAGUUCUUUUUGUAAGGAUACGCGAUUCUUCACUAGGUCCUGCAAUGUUUCUCUGGACCCUUGUCCAAAACUUACAACGAACUUGUGUAAAUAACGAAAACGUAAUAAAUCUUGUAACCAUAAA